This is a messenger RNA of Linum tenue, 2468 nucleotides long. Lineage: Eukaryota; Viridiplantae; Streptophyta; Magnoliopsida; Malpighiales; Linaceae. The record is from the annotation of a GenBank genome assembly.
AUGUGGAGGCUGAAGAUCGGCGAGAGCGGGAGGGAGCCUUACCUGUUCAGCAAAAACAACUUCUGCGGGAGGCAGACAUGGGAGUUCGAUCCCGACGCCGGCACCGACGAAGAGCGGGAGGAAGUCGAGGCCGCUCGCCGUCGUUUCUGGGAGAACCGACACGGCCGUGUUAAAGCCAGCUCCGACCUCCUCUUACAGUUCCAGUUUCUGAGGGAGAAAAAUUUUAAGCAAACCAUUCCAAGAGUGAAGGUAGAAGACGGAGAGGAGAUAACGUACGAGGCUGCGACAGCUGCAUUGAGAAGGAGCGUUCGUUUCUUUGGGGCUCUUCAGGCCAGCGACGGCCAUUGGUGUGCUGAAAACUCCGGCGUCAACUUCUACACUCCGCCUCUGGGCACCUCAACACGGUAUUAACGGCAGAGCAUCGAAAACAAAUUUUACACUACACCUACUGUCAUCAGAAUGAGGAUGGCGGAUGGGGAUUACAUAUAGAAGGCCACAGCAUGAUGUUCUGUACGGUGCUCAACUACAUUCAAAUGCGGCUGCUCGGAGAAGGAGCCGACGGAGGCGAAGAUAAUGCUUGCGCGAGAGCAAGGAAAUGGAUUCUCGAUCACGGCACUGCAACUGCGAUCAGCUCUUGGGGCAAGACUUGGCUUGCUAUCCUUGGUGUGUAUGAGUGGGAUGGAUGCAACCCAAUGCCUCCAGAGUUCUGGGUCUUCCCCACUAUCUUCCCAAUGCAUCCAGCAAAAAUGUUCUGUUACUGCAGACUAACUUUCAUGCCAAUGUCAUACUUCUACGGAAAGAAGUUUGCUGGUCGAAUUACACCUCUUCUUCUGCAAAUAAGACAAGAAAUCUACAGCCAACCAUAUGACCAAAUCAACUGGGGCGGCGUCCGUCAUUUAUGUGCAAAGGAAGACAAUUACUAUCCGCAUGGUGUGACACAAAAACUUUUAUGGGACGCACUUUACAACUUUGCCGAGCCUUUGCUAGCACGAUGGCCUUUGAACAAGAUGAGAGCCAAAGCGUUGGAGCGGACGAUGGAACACAUUCACUACGAAGAUGAGAACAGUCGCUACAUCACCAUUGGGAUUGUUGAAAAGCCACUGAACAUGCUUGCUUGUUGGGUCGAUGAUCCCGACGGACUGGCCUUCAAAAAGCAUCUCGCUAGAGUUUCAGAUUACUUAUGGCUUGGAGAGGAUGGAAUGAAACUUCAGAGCUUUGGUAGUCAAACAUGGGACACUAGUUUUGCCCUCCAAGCCUUGCUUGCCAGUGACCUGGUUGAAGAACCUUCAGUCAUAUUUGGAAGAGGACACAACUUCCUAAAGCUUUCCCAAGUAGUUGAGAAUCCUUCUGGGGAUUUUAAGGCGAUGUUUCGUCAUACGUCGAAAGGGUCUUGGACAUUUUCCGAUCGAGAUCAUGGUUGGCAAGUUUCAGAUUGCACUGCUGAAAGUUUCAGUGUUGCUUACUAUUCUCAACAAUGCAUGCUGACAUCGUUGGAGAUAAAAUUAAACUCCAGAACCUCAAUGAUGCGGUUAAUAUCAUACUCUCUCUUCAGAAUAAGAAAAAUGGAGGGUGUUCAGCCUGGGAGCCAUCAGGAGAAAAAUUAUGGUUAGAGUGGUUUAACCCCGUGGAGUUUUUGAAGGAUCUUGUAAUUGAAUACGAAUAUAUCGAGUGCACCUCAUCCUCAAUACAGGCCUUGGUGAUGUUUAGGAAGUUGCAUCCGACACAUAGAGUCAAAGAGAUUGAGGAUUUCAUUUUCAAGGCAGUGAAAUUCAUUGAAGAGAUUCAACAACCUGAUGGCUCAUGGUAUGGAAACUGGGGAAUUUGUUUCAUUUAUGGUACAUGGUUUGGGCUUGGAGGGUUAGUUGCUGUUGGUAAGACAUAUGAGAAUUGUGUUGCCAUUCAGAGAGGAGUUGCCUUCCUUCUUGAAACACAAAAAGAAGAUGGAGGAUGGGGAGAAAGCUAUCUUUCAUGCCCAAAGAAGGAGUAUGUUCCCCUGGUUGGCCGAUCAAACUUAAUCCAUACUUCUUUAGCUUUGAUGGGUUUAAUCCUUGGUGGCCAGGCAAAGAGAGAUCCUGCACCACUUCAUGUUGCUGCAAGGUUGUUGAUAAAUUCACAAACUGAGCUGGGUGAUUUUCCGCAACAGGAACUUAUGGGAGUUUUUAUGAGGAAUUGUAUGCUGCACUAUGGAGCUUACAGAAAUAUUUUUCCGAUUUGGGCUCUAGCAGAAUAUCGUCGUCAAGUUUAUUGAAAAAAAAAAUUAUAUAGCAAGAUAUACCGGUGAAACCAAAUAUAUAUUGUAUUUCAACAUGGGUGUUUGGAUACAUUAUGACCUAUCAUUAUAACUGAGAAUGAUGUUUGAAUAUAAUGAUGUUUGGAUACAUUGAGCCUUAUUAACCACUAGAUACAUUAUGAACUAUUUAUUCAUGAAUUAUAUUCAAACACCCAUUUUUUAACGUUUUGUUUUGAAU